Molecule: messenger RNA, 1399 nt
Organism: Punica granatum (pomegranate)
Lineage: Eukaryota; Viridiplantae; Streptophyta; Magnoliopsida; Myrtales; Lythraceae
Source: RefSeq, a predicted model, not a curated record
UCGUUCACUCGUUCAUUCAUCAGGAAGAGAUUUUCCAUCCAUAAACCGCCAUGGCCAGUCGGAGUUCGACAUGGGAAGGUCGGGAGCUGGAGUUCCUGGAGCUGCCGGUGGCGAGUCCUUCUGACAUCGAUGAAUUCCUUGAGGACGGACAUAGGUCCCCCGAGAGCCUAGCAGCCAGCGAGGGUCGCCGGACCGAGGUCUGGGAUGAAGAGGACGAGGAGAAUGAGGAUUCUUCCAGAACUGAAGAGAGCAAGAAUUUCUGGGAGACUCAGAAGCAACUCCUACAGGCAAUACUAUGCAGAAGCAGUCCGACGGAAUCGAGAAUAAGGAGCGCCAAGAGAGCAGCGCUGAAGGAGAUAGAGAUGGGGCCGGAACUGAGUUGUGAUUGCGGGAAGCAGACAACCACCCCAGGCAGCCGAUGCUGGAGUUGCCUGAUGGAGAAAUUGUCCGGCCGCCUCCAGAAGGCGGGUUUUAACAUUGCCAUCUGCAAGUCCAAGUGGAGAAGCUCCCCUUACAUACCUUCAGGAGAGCACACAUUCUUGGACGUGCUCGAGACAAAGUUGAAGAAAGGAGAGGUGAGAGUACUAAUCGAAUUGAACUUCAGGGCAGAGUUUGAGAUGGCAAGGGCAUCGGAGGAGUACAACGGCCUGGUCCAGCAGCUUCCGGAAGUAUUCGUCGGUAAAGUCGAGAGGCUGCAGUCGGUUAUCAGGAUAGUAUGCUCGGCGGCCAAGAAGUGCAUGAAGGAGAGGAGGAUGCACAUGGGACCGUGGCGGAAGGAGCGGUAUAUGCAAGCCAAGUGGCUUGGUCCGUGCGAGCGGAGAGCUCCUUUGCCUGCCUUGCCAGUCGGUCUCAACAACCGGCCUCGGCGGCCGAGGGCUUCCAUGUUGACGGUGGACUUGACGGAGAAGCUUGCAGGCAUGCAUCGCACUCCGGUGGAGGUGGUUUAAACAGGACUCUCAUACUCAUGCGAUAGAAUAUGAUGCUAUGGAUCCAAUCCAAUCCAACUAUGUGGAGAAGUCUGGUCCGAUGUUACUCGUGUCCUUGCGGCCCGUUUAAACGAGGAAUUUUCGGAUUCGAACUAGGAGAUCUGUUGAGGGUACUCCUGUUUGUAACACAGUAGCUUGUGUUGUCAAUGUAUGUACCUGGGUAUGUUUUGUCGAGAAGGUUCAAGAUUUUGGCUUAUAUGUUGAGAUCGAGAACGUCUAUAGGGCGGGAUGGGUAUAUAGUUUUCACAUAUAGCAAGAAAAUAAGUUGACCUGCGGGUGCCUUUUUUUUUUUUUUUUUUUUGUCUCGGUAGAUGAAAGGGCUGAAGCCCGACCAUCUACUGGAUAUUAUAUUCCUUUUGAUGGAGACUUGUUUUUCGAAGAGGAUGUCUAUGGGUUUGUUUCCUUUUAAAAAA